Molecule: messenger RNA, 246 nt
Organism: Macrosiphum euphorbiae (potato aphid)
Lineage: Eukaryota; Metazoa; Arthropoda; Insecta; Hemiptera; Aphididae
Source: the annotation of a GenBank genome assembly
AUGGCCGAUGAAAAAUUAAGCCGCAAGAUGAUUUUCCCGUACACAUUUACAUCUAAGGUUGUCCAGUUUCCAUUCAAACUACAUUUCAAUAAUCAUUGGAUGUUUCCAUGGUUCAUUGGAGCAGCUGUAAUUGUUUCACCAGUAUUUUAUCUUAUUCAAAAAGCGGCCAACUGUGAAGCUAAUGUAAAGAUUUGGGCUGAAAAAAGAAGGAAGGAAGAAGAACACUACAAACACAAAUGGGAUUAA